This is a messenger RNA of Notothenia coriiceps (black rockcod), 876 nucleotides long. RefSeq names its product complement C3-like. The transcript is spliced from 8 exons. The annotation marks the transcript as partial. NCBI's taxonomy places the organism in Eukaryota, Metazoa, Chordata, Actinopteri, Perciformes, Nototheniidae. The record is from RefSeq and is a predicted model, not a curated record. Gene Ontology annotation, cellular component: extracellular region.
GGCGGCCUGCGUGGAGAUGACCCCGAGAUAACCUUGACCGCCUUCGUCUCGAUAGCCCUCACUGAGGCCAAGCAGGCCAGGAUCAGCUGCAUUGGUUUCAUUGAAACGGUCAUUUUCAAUAAGACAGCUGAAUACCUGAAGAGAGCGCUGGAGACGCCGGGCAGGAGGCCGUACACUGUGGCCAUCGCCUCCUACGCACUGGCUCUGCUGGGGAAAGAUCAAAACUACAACCCGACACAAUCUUUACUCAGGGCUGCAGCUCCAGGUGGCAGCCACUGGCCCGACACUAAGAACACCUUGUUCACCUUGGAGGGGACCGGCUACGCCCUGCUGGCUCUGGUCAAGCUGGGACGCAUGGCGGAAGCUGCAGCGCCGUUUAAAUGGCUGAACAGCCAGCGGAGGAGAGGAGGGGGCUUCGGCUCCACUCAGUCCACCAUGGUGGUGCUGCAGGCUCUGUCUGAGUACCUGAUCCACAAACCUCCUCCUGCUGACCUCAUUCUGGACGUGGACGUCAAGAUGAGAGGACGAAGGGAAAUCCGUUACCAUUUCAACCCCGAGAAUUCCUACGCUGCUCGCUCCUCCAGGCUGCCUGCUGGUCUGGAUUUGGAAGUGGAGGCUCGAGGGAAUGGACAGGGAAUACUGGAGGUUGUGACUUAUUACAACCAGCUGCAUGAGGUCGAUGAGAAAAUGCCCUGCAAAGAUUUUGAGCUCAAAGUCAACAUCGAAGAGUCCAGCGAAAAACCUCCAGCAGAUGUAGAGAAGUCCUACCAGAUCACCAUCAAAGUGAGGGCUUUAGGACCCAGAGAUGUCCGGAUGGUGGUUCUGGAUGUCAGUCUGCCAACCGGCUUCACUCCAGAAAACUCCGACCUGGAGAUG